This is a messenger RNA of Cuscuta epithymum, 1041 nucleotides long. Lineage: Eukaryota; Viridiplantae; Streptophyta; Magnoliopsida; Solanales; Convolvulaceae. The record is from the annotation of a GenBank genome assembly.
UUUGUCUCGGACUUUUAAAUGCCGUUGUCCCUCUGUUUAUCCACCCCCACCAUUUCCUGUACCUUUAACAACUUCUUUCAUCUUCUUCUCCUCAGACUUUGUCGCGUCUGAUUCCAAGCACCUCUCCACUUUGGCUUCAUUCUCGAGAAAUGGAUUCAAUCAUGGACAGAAAUCCCAACGAUUCUCUCUCCCUCUCCAGAAGAUACUUCAACUGGAGAGAGAAACCCGAAGACGACGAGAGACGGCUCGCCGAGCUCGAUUUGGCCGUACCCAGACGGAAACCGCCGCGGACGGCGGUGUCCAAGAUCCGCUCCGUCCUCAGCUUCGGCACAAAGCGGCGAUCCGGGAAUCUGGGCACCCGGGUCGUCGGGACUCUGUUCGGGCACCGCCGCGGGCACGUGCUUUUCGCGUUCCAGGACGACCCGAAGCUCAGCCCGGCGUUCCUCGUCGAGCUGGCGAUGCCGACCAGCGUUCUGGUCCGGGAAAUGGCGUCCGGGACGGUCCGGGUCGCGCUGGAGUGCGAGAAGGAAGCCGGGAAGAAACCGGGUCGGAUUCUCGACGAACCGGUUUGGAGAACGUACUGCAACGCCCGGAAGUACGGAUUCGCCGUGAAAAGAGAAUGCGGGCCGGACGAGUGGAAGGUUUUGAACGCCAUCGGGCCGGUGUCGAUGGGCGCCGGCGUGUUGCCGGGGAAGGACGGCGACGGAAUACGGCCGGAAGGGGAGAUGACGUAUAUGAGGGCCACUUUCGAGAGAGUUGUGGGGUCCAAAGACUCUGAAGCUUUCUACAUGAUGAAUCCAGAUAGCCAUGGAGGUCCUGAGUUUUGCAUCUACUUACUCAGGGUUUAGCUCUACUUUAGCUUAAUUCAUUAAUUAUUUGUGAUUAUUGAUAUAUUAAUCCUAAAUUAGUUGUUUUUAUUUUUUGGUAAAAUCCCAAAUUAGUUGUGAAAUGCCCAUUUUGUGAAACUAAAUUUCAGCUUAAUAUCUUAUUAGUUGGAUUUUUUUGACAAUCAUGAACAGCUUACUCGUGUUGAAUGUGCAG